UCACAGCCUCACAGCCUCACAGCCUCACAGCCACAGACGGCACAUAUGUCGUGGGAUGGCUUGUCAAGCGCCGACGGGGCUCGGCAAGCUUGUCGUGGACGGAAGGCGACGGCAGUGCCGAGGCUGGUGCGGGCAUCGAGCCUGGUGCGGGCGGCAUGGGUGCAGAGGGGACGCAUGACGAAGCUCCGGCUACAUUGACUGCCCAGCCUCUGCCGACCACUCCUUCUCGCCUGGCUGUAGGCUCGGGGUCCGACCCCGACCCCGACCCGUACUCGCCCGAGGUGGCGUCUGCCCGACCCGAAUCGCUGCCGCCAAAGUCACGGGCCGAGGCAGCGCGGCACGCCAAGCUUGUGCGUAAGAUGAAGAAGCAGGCCGCCGCUGCCGAGGCCAAGAGCAGGAAGGCUGCGACGCGGCGGGAGGACAAGCUGGUCUCGUCCAAGGCAGCAUGGAUGGAGCUUAUCCAUGGCAAUGGCCUGGGAGCGGGCGCAAGCAAGAAGCAGCGCAAAAAGGUGGCCGAGCUGCUGCGGCUGGGCGUGCCGUCGUCGGCGAGGCCGCGGGUGUGGGCGGCGGCGCUGGGCAACCCGUUAUCAAUCACUCCGGAUCUGUUCGACAUUCUGCGGAGCAAGGCGAGCGAGGCACACAGUCUGGCACGGGCUGCGCGUCAGAGCGGGGCGGCCGACGGCGAGACGAGCCUUGCGCCGCGCGAGCACUCGUUGCUCGGCAUCUACCUCGAUCUCCCACGCACCUAUCCAGAGCUCUCGAUCUUUGACGAGGGCGGCCCGAUGCAUGACCAGCUCCGUGACGUGCUUGGCGCCUUUGUCUGCUACCGACCCGAUAUGGGGUAUGUGCAGGGCAUGUCGUUCCCUGCUGCGCUUCUCCUUCUCAAUCUUCCGCUCUACGACGCCUUUGUCGCCUUUUGCACCCUUCUCAACAUGCCACUGCUGGCAGCGUUCUUUCGGCUCGAAACCGACGAGCUGUCUCGGUGGAUGGAUGAGUUCAAUGCUCUCGCUCACGAGGUCUUGCCAGACCUCGCCAUCCACCUCGAUGCCGUUGGCCUCCAGCCAAACCUUUACCUCGUGCCAUGGGUCAUGACCCUGUUCGCGCGGGCGCUGCCCCUCGAUCUCGCUGCCCACGCGUGGGACUAUCUCUUCAUCCACGGCCAGGUCUUUAUCUUUCACAUGGCGCUCGGCAUCCUCUUGUACCUUCGCGACCAGCUGUUGGCCGAGGACUUUGAGGGCGCCAUGCUGCUGCUCUCGGGCCGGCUCCCGCACGACACAUCGGACGCCGACCUCUUUGCCGCUGUCCGCAGCAUCAAGCUCUCCCCAAGGUUGUGGCUCGUGCUGCGCCGAGUCUCAACGUGUAGCACCGUCUAAACGAAGACCGCUCGCCUC
Molecule: messenger RNA, 1391 nt
Organism: Thecamonas trahens ATCC 50062
Lineage: Eukaryota; Apusomonadida; Apusomonadidae
Product: TBC1 domain family member 14
Exons: 2
Coding region: 156-1373 (405 amino acids)
Source: RefSeq, a predicted model, not a curated record